AUGAUGUGCAAUCUGUUCAAGCAGCUCACCUCCAAGCCAGCCGCUAAACACCUAGAAAUAUACAUCCCCAAGCCUCGCGGCAUGUCUGGUGCAGAAGCGUUCCUCAUAUCCGGUCCUGCACCGCGAAAGAAGCUCCGCGUUGUGUGCGUAUCCGACACGCACAACUCCUCGCCCAAGUAUGGCAUCUUCAAGGUUCCGCCAGGGGACGUGCUGAUUCAUGCCGGUGACAUGACGAACCAGGGGUCCUAUUCAGAGCUCAAAAGGUCCGCGGAGUGGAUUGGCGAUUGCCCGCACGAGGUGAAGCUGGUCAUCGCCGGAAACCACGAUGGAGUAACACUGGAUCCGGAGUUUCUCAAGGAGUUUGGCGACGAUUUUCACAACCAGGCGCCGCAGUCUUAUGCCGAUAAUUUGGCUCUGUUCACCUCGCCAGAAGCUGUCGCGAAAGGCAUCGUUUAUCUUAACCACGAAUUCAAAACUAUCACUUUAAAGGAUGGACGAACGUUCAAUGUAUUCGGCUCACCCUGGGCUCCCAAGUGCGGCCUAUGGGGAUUUGGAUAUAGCGAAGCACCAAGUCUCCAGUCGAGCAUGUGGAAAGGAAUCCCGCUCGACACCGAUAUACUAAUUACCCACGGCCCGCCCAAAUACCACCUCGACGGGCCCCUCAGCACCAGCAGCGGCUGCGAGCACCUCCGCCAAGCCAUCUGGACCAUCCGCCCGCUCCUCCACGUCUUCGGGCACAUCCACCAAUCGCGCGGCGUCGAGCGCGUCCGCUGGGACCUCGAGUCCAAGUUCGUGAAAUACAAGGAAGAGUCCGCAACCGCCGUUGAGGACCCCGCCCCCGACAGCGCAAAGCAGUUUGUAGUAGACCUGACCGAGAAGAGUCGCAACGCAUUGGACAACGACGGCACACUAAAGGGCAGAAAUGAGACCUGUCUGGUGAAUGCGGCGAUGGUUGCGAGGCCAUGGAAGAAGGGUACAACGCACAGCGCGAGGAAUAAGCCAGUCGUUGUGGAUGUGAAUGUGCAUGUUGUGGAGCAGCUUGGCCCGGCGGGCACUGGUUCCAAGCCUGAGGACAAAGUUGAGAUUGAUGCUACGACGACAGCAUCAAGCAAGGACAAUAAUAAUACGGGCGAUGAUCUUUCCUUUUGA
This is a messenger RNA of Morchella importuna, 1149 nucleotides long. RefSeq lists its product as uncharacterized. Lineage: Eukaryota; Fungi; Ascomycota; Pezizomycetes; Pezizales; Morchellaceae. The transcript is spliced from 3 exons. Bases 1 to 1149 code for a protein of 382 amino acids. The record is from RefSeq and is a predicted model, not a curated record. Gene Ontology annotation, molecular function: hydrolase activity.